AUGCACGGCUACAGCCGCCUCGGCAACGGUGGUGCUGCAGGCCGCGCUGUCACAGCCACCACCACGCCAUCUCCUCCUUCCUCACCUCGCCUCCGUCACAGCCGCGGAAUUGGAAAGAGUAAUUCAUCUCCCGGGGGUGGUUUUGCAGGUGGUGGUGGUGGUGGUGGUGGUGGGCGGGGAGGAGGGGGAAGCAGAAUGUGGUGGAGAGGUUGA
Messenger RNA from Dovyalis caffra, 213 nucleotides. The record is from the annotation of a GenBank genome assembly. NCBI's taxonomy places the organism in Eukaryota, Viridiplantae, Streptophyta, Magnoliopsida, Malpighiales, Salicaceae.